CCUUCCUCAGUCUCGCCAAGAUAUUCCGGGAGUCAACAGGUGCGUAGGAGCAGGCCUCCUCUCUCCGUUUUCCUUUGGGGGAAAAAAAAAGGGGAAAAAAAAAAAAAAAAAAAAAAAAAAGAAAGGAAUAAAACACUCGCCUUCCAUCCGCACGAUCGACGAAAAACGCGCGUCUCUCUUCUCCCGCCUAUCAUGCGGAUUUGAUCUGAUUCUAUUAUACAUGUAUAUAUAUAUCUAUAUAUAUAUAUUUGUGAUAUUUUCUGUCUCUUUUGUUACUUCGUGACUGGACACCGAAUCGAAUCUUCGAUCUGGACCACUCUGGAUCGACACACUGGAUCCAAGUUAACUGCGCCGAAGUUAUCUGAAAUAUGGACAUAUUCAAGAUAACGUUCAUACUGACGGCGAUGACGCUGGUCGCCUCGAGCACCGAUACCGCGGAUCUACCGAGGCCGAGCUACGCCAGGACGAUGCUGAAGGUGUCGCGAAGCCUUCCGAGCGAGACCGAAGAGUUGAAGGUGCGCACGAGCGAAGGGAACGUGGCCACGCUGAUCGUGAAACGUAGGGAGAAAUCGGCGACGAACGAGACGAGGGCCGGCGUCGCGGAGGAUCUCGAAAAUUCCCGCAAUUCGGACGUGAUAACAGCGACAAAAAACGCGGAGAACGGGACGACGAGAUCCGAGGCGAGGAGCAAGGAGGAGGUGAAGAGGCUGGAGGACGCGCAGAUAGAGCAACUGAGGGCGAAACUGUCGGACGGAGGGGCGGAGGGAGGGCGGAGGAGCUCGUCGAAAGCUGGCAACGAAUCGGCGAGGGAGGAGACGGACGAGAACGAUCGGCCGCCUAUCGGCGAGAGGAAUAUCGAUUACGGGAACUGGACGCCCCUGGGUAUGGACGGAAGGGCCGUGGUCCGUCUCGAGGAAUCGAGCAGCACCGAGGAGUAUCAGAAUUGGAAACCACUUCGAGCAAACUCGAAGACGAGCACCGCCGCAACCACAGCAGCGACCAACGAGGAGAGAUCGAACUACGCGAGGUUCGAUCCCGUCUUUCCUGCCGGUGGAUUGCUGUUGUCGCGUCAUUUUCAAGACAGGUCUCAGAGGAAGCUGGAGUUGAGCGAGAGGGGAGAGAGCGAGGAGGGGGCGCGGUACGCGUUCCUGACGCACCAGAUACGCUCGUCGAGGACCAACAUCGGGGCGAACGCGUCCAAGAACAGGGAUGGAAAGAACGUGCCGGCGGAAGUUAUGGUCAGGUCGGAGAUAAAUGUGAAAACGAACCCGAAGAGGUCGGCGAUGACGUUGGACGGGGAUGGUACACCCGUGAUCCACGGGAAAAGGGUCCCCGACGAGCCGAUCGACAAGCUUCAAACAUGGCGGAACGCUCGGGUGAUCAACAAUAAAUUGGUCCACGAUGGGGAAGCUAGCGGAGGGGAUGGGACGAUGGGGGAUCCUAGUUUCAACUUUUAUCCGACGGAGAACGUUUUGGAGAGGCAGAGGUUCGAGAGGUUUUUCCAGAACGUGAAUAGAAGGUACGGCAAAGAGUACGAGGAGGAAGGGAAGAACGUGUUCUUCGAGUGGGAUCCGAAGAAUUACAAGAACGAGGCGUUGAAAGCGGAGGUGUACGAGGCGAGGUCCGACACCUAUCGAAGCAACGGUCGGAAACGGAUGCUCCACCCUGACGGGGUGUCCGUCUACCCGGUGUCCCAACUGUACACGCCCGAGAGCCAGAAGAUAGCGCCGAUCGCGUUGAAGCCGGGCGCGAGGGCGCCCGUCCUCCAAUACGCCCAUCCGGAACUGGGCGUCCAACCGGCCAAGAUCGUGAAGAACGAGAAGAAACGGCCCGACAAUUUCCCCGAGAAUCAAUACUCGUUCACGGAGCAAAGGCAGAAGAAGAAAUACGUGUUGAACGACAAGAAUAUCGUGGACACUUACACGACCAAGAACUAUUAUCCGAAUCAACAUUUCUACGGGUUGAAGAGGCCGAGCGACGCGCCGUUCUGGGUGAAAAUCUCCGAGAACUUGAAGAAUCAAUUCUCGAACGGCGUGGAGAAGAUGUCGCAAUUCACGAAACCGGUGAUCGAUCCACUGGUGGAGGCGACCCAUAAAAUUUCCCAAAAUUUGGGCCUCUCGAAUCGGGGCAAGGAGGCGCAGGACAAGGUCGGCACGGUCGCAUCAGGCACCACGAGCAUCCUUAUACCGGCGCUUGGCCUCGUCGCAUCGGGCGCUGCACUCGGGAUCGGGGCGGUCGCCGUCGGCAGAUACCUGGACGUGGACGUGUUGAAAAGAUCGGGCGACGCGUUGGCCGGGACCGAGGUCGAGUAUCGAAGAGCUUUGGACGAGGCGAUGGGGGGCGGGGAGCGAGGGAACGAUGAUAAGAGCUCGAGCGGAGCGACGUACGACGGGGGCGUAUACUUGUUCGAGGAGGGGGGAAGGAAGGGCGAGGGGGAGAAGGUUGGAAACGGAGAUCGAAACGGAGUUUUGUUGAUCGUCGAGGAAGAGGAUGGGGGGAAGGGGAGGGAGAACGGGGACGAAACGAUGGAUUCGAAACGGAGUUUAAGAAGGAGACGGAGCCUCAAUUACUUGGACGUGUUCCAGGCCGAGGGAAAUUUGAAAAAUUUGAUCAGGAACAAACGUCUUCAACGAAAGGGAGCCGAUUCGAUCAGCGAGAUCGUGGAGAUAGAUCUUCCAGCGCGCGAGGGAAGCGUGGACGUGACGGAAUUUCUCGUCCCGAGGAGAAAGAUCGAGUCCUCCCCCAACGGGGGGAAGGAGGAGGAUUCCGCCAUUUUGAUAAUCGACAAUGGAUCCACGUUGGCUAAAUUUCUGUCCAGCAACGAUUCGAAAGAUUCGGACUCGAAGAACUCUGUGGAGGCGAGAAAUUCGGUGGACGAGAGGGACGAGAGACGGAAGAGGAGAAGGAGGAGGAGGAGCGUAGAAAGCGAUCAGGAAUUGGAGGAUGCGCUUCAGAAUUUGGAGAACGCCGAGAUAGCGGAGGUGGCCCACAUAGAUGGAGACUGGACGAAUACGCCUUGUGCAAAGAGGAUAUUUUGCGAUACCAUGAUCCAGAGAGGGCCUGACGCUGUUAUUACGAUGGAGAAGAAAAUGGCCGCCCUUUUGGGCCUAAUUCAACCAGGCGCAGCCGUCCAAGUGUCGAGCCAUUUCCAACAGGUGAUGGACGCGGUGCGAAGACACGAUUGUUCCAGCUUCCUCUGCCCUCAGGCCAGGCCAGGGAACGUCUUCUUCUAGAUCCCUCUUCUAGAUCUUCGACUCUCCCACCUCCUGGAGGAAAGCGGAAAUGAUAAAUCGUCGAUUUCACGAACGCGUUCGGUGAAAGCGUCGAACACUUGGACAGACCUGCUCUCCAGAUCGCCGUUCUCGAAAAUUUCUCGUCGAAAUUUUUCUCCUCGAUCGCAAAGAAUCGCAGGAUUUUUCGUUUCGCAAGAAAAUUUUUGGAAAAAAAAAAAAAAAAUUCGUGGGGGCAAAACGGAGUCGAAAUCGCACCAGCCAAAAUAUGUACAUAUUCACCACUUUUAUAUUAUUUAAUAUAAAUAUCCUGUGUAAUUUAAGAGACUUUUAGAAACGUUUAUUAAAUGAUACAUUUUACUCGGAGGACCUGAUCGCGUAAGUUAUCUCAAAUUUCACCUAAAUUCUCUGCUUGUUAUUACACACGUUAUUAGAACGAAAUCAUUUCGAUAUGUAUUUCUCAUAUUAUUAUAUCGCAUAUCCUUUUUGUUUAGGUCAAAUUUGAGUACUUGAGUACUUUUGGAGAUCUUGUCUUUUUUCUUUUUCUAAACUACGGAUUUUUCUCGAGGGACCGAGAAAUCCGAUCUCUCGAGAAAAUCGACGGGCAAGUACGGUUUGUAGUGCAUCAUCUUAAGCGACGUAUUUAUUUUUACGUUUUUUUACUCAUCCAUUUUUUUCCAAUCCGCGUGAUAAAAAAA
Molecule: messenger RNA, 3928 nt
Organism: Apis mellifera (honey bee)
Lineage: Eukaryota; Metazoa; Arthropoda; Insecta; Hymenoptera; Apidae
Exons: 4
Coding region: 369-3233 (954 amino acids)
Source: RefSeq, a predicted model, not a curated record